Messenger RNA from Arabis nemorensis, 921 nucleotides. The record is from the annotation of a GenBank genome assembly. Lineage: Eukaryota; Viridiplantae; Streptophyta; Magnoliopsida; Brassicales; Brassicaceae.
AUGGAAGACGGAGAAUCUAAGCAAGAAAAUCUUCAAUCUCUCCACACAGUCACAAACCACGACGGUGAUUCACUCAAGAAACCAUCUGCUUCAGUCGUAGACAGGUUAAAGCGUGACGAAUGGAGCGAAGGAGCUGUUUCGAGUCUACUCGAAGCCUACGAGACCAAAUGGGUUCUCAGAAACAGAGCCAAACUCAAAGGUCAAGACUGGGAAGACGUGGCUAGACACGUAUCUUCACGCGUUAGCCACACCAAGUCCCCCAAAACUCAGACACAGUGCAAGAACAAGAUCGAGUCCAUGAAGAAACGAUACCGGUCCGAAUCCGCCGCUACUACUACUGCCGAUGGCUCCUCUUGGCCUCUUUACACUCGUCUCGAUCAUCUCCUCCGUGGAACUGCUUCGACCUCGCUGCAACCUCAGCUUCAACCUCAAGCUGUUGUGCCUUUGAAUUGCUCUGUUCCUUUGCUUCUACUCGAACCACCGGCUCCGGUGGUGGCUCAUCCGCCACAGCCACCUUCUCACGGAUCCAACGGAGUAACAAAAACUCCCAAGGAAGAUGGAAUUAAGCCGGAGAAAGCGACGGAGAUGGAUACAGAUAGUAGUACGCCGGUGAUUUGCAGAGAUAAAGCGAAGGUGAGACCGAAGAAAGUGAAGAGAAGGUAUAAAGAAGAUAAGGAGGAAGAGAUCGCCGGAAGUAUACGGUGGUUAGCGGAAGUGAUGAUGAGAUCGGAGCGAGCGAGAAUGGAGACGAUGAAAGAGAUCGAGAGGAUGAGAGGUGAAGCUGAGGUUAAGAGAGGAGAGAUUGAUUUGAAACGAACUGAGAUUAUGGCGAAUACUCAGAUUGAGAUUGCUAGGCUCUUUGCAGUUGCAGCUUCUGGACACAAAGGUGUUGAUUCUUCACUAAGGAUUGGAAGAAACUGA